Molecule: messenger RNA, 1926 nt
Organism: Molossus molossus (Pallas's mastiff bat)
Lineage: Eukaryota; Metazoa; Chordata; Mammalia; Chiroptera; Molossidae
Gene: DHH
Product: desert hedgehog signaling molecule
Exons: 3
Coding region: 291-1481 (396 amino acids)
Biological process (GO): protein autoprocessing; regulation of gene expression; cell-cell signaling
Molecular function (GO): calcium ion binding; patched binding
Source: RefSeq, a predicted model, not a curated record
CGGAGCCCGGGCAUUGUGGCAGCACCGGAGCCUGGCGACAGAGCCAGGCUGAGCUGGCACUCACCCACAACCCCCCUUCCCUGCUAUGAUGACCCGUCAGUAGCAGGUUACAGAACCCCCGGGGGCAUGUAGGCAGAGCUAGCGGCAGCCAGGUGCAUAGAGCCACAAGAGCUCUAGGGCACUCUGGGGGCAGUUCUGCCUGCUGCACUCUGGUGCCCGGGGAAUGCCCAGCUGCCGGGUGAGCUGGUAAGGACAAGAACGUUCCCUUUUGGCCCCAGCCCGCUGCAUCCAUGGCGCUGCUGGCCAGUCUGGUGCUCCUGUGCUGCUUGGCACUCCUGGCGCUGCCAGCCCAGAGCUGCGGGCCCGGCCGUGGGCCGGUUGGCCGGCGCCGCUAUGUGCGCAAGCAGCUUGUGCCGCUGCUCUACAAGCAAUUUGUGCCCAGCGUGCCUGAACGGACCCUGGGUGCCAGUGGGCCAGCCGAGGGGAGGGUUGCAAGGGGCUCCGAGCGCUUCCGUGACCUGGUGCCCAACUACAACCCUGACAUUAUCUUCAAAGAUGAGGAGAACAGUGGCGCAGACCGCCUGAUGACCGAGCGUUGUAAGGAGCGGGUGAAUGCACUGGCCAUUGCUGUGAUGAACAUGUGGCCUGGGGUGCGCCUACGGGUAACCGAGGGCUGGGACGAGGACGGCCACCAUGCUCAGGACUCACUCCACUACGAAGGCCGUGCCUUGGACAUCACUACAUCAGACCGAGACCGCAAUAAGUACGGGUUGCUGGCUCGCUUGGCAGUGGAAGCCGGCUUCGACUGGGUCUACUACGAGUCCCGCAACCACGUCCACGUGUCGGUCAAAGCUGAUAACUCGCUGGCAAUCCGAGCAGGCGGCUGCUUUCCGGGAAAUGCCACUGUACGCCUGCGGAGUGGCGAGCGGAAAGGGCUGCGGGAAUUGCAUCGUGGGGACUGGGUCCUGGCGGCAGACUCCGCAGGCCGGGUGGUGCCCACGCCGGUGCUGCUCUUCCUGGACCGAGACUUGCAGCGCCGGGCCUCUUUCGUGGCCGUGGAGACUGAGCGGCCCCCCCGCAAACUAUUGCUCACACCCUGGCACCUGGUGUUCGCCGCUCGAGGGCCAGCGCCCGCACCGGGCGACUUCACACCGGUGUUCGCACGCCGGCUGCGUGCAGGGGACUCAGUGCUGGCGCCCGGCGGGGACGCGCUGCGCCCAGCGCGCGUGGCCCGUGUGGCUCGAGAGGAAGCCGUGGGCGUGUUUGCGCCAUUAACAGCGCAUGGGACGCUGCUGGUCAAUGAUGUCCUGGCCUCGUGCUACGCGGUUCUGGAGAGUCACCAGUGGGCUCACCGCGCCUUUGCUCCUUUGCGCCUGCUGCACGCGCUGGGGGCGCUGCUUCCUGGAGGGGCAGUGCAGCCCACAGGCAUGCAUUGGUACUCCAGGUUCCUCUAUCGGCUGGCCGAGGAGCUGCUAGGCUGAGAGAUCUAGGCACAGCAACCUCGAGGCGAGGCGCCCGCCUAAAGGAGGGCGUAGGGGCAGAGAUCUAGGGAUGUGGGCAGAGGAUGAUGUUGAUUGGGAGGGAGGGAGGGAGGAAUAGGGGGAAAAGGCGACACGGGACUGCCUAGUUUAGGGGCAACCUCCAACCGAAGAGGUGGUUCCAGGUCCUAGAUAGGUGGGGUUGAUAGUGGGUACUCCUUGACAAAGACUAUUUCGCCUCUUCUUACCCAGUGCCUCAGCCCUACCCGAUUAUUUUAUUUUAUUUUAUAUUUAUAAAUUAUAAUAUAAUGAUCUGCUUGCCCAGCCUGGCAAGAUGAAGGCCUGGGCACAGCGUUAACACUGACUUAUACAGCCAGCCAAUCUGAUGUCUGACAUUUUCACACAGGUGGGCUAAUAAAGGGAAAGCUUUCAGGAGAUUAUUGGAAAA